UCCACUUUUCACCCCUCUCCGCCUUGCGCUUCACAUCUCCCUCUCUCCGCCCUCAGCCGCCUUCUCUCUCUCUCUCUCUCUCUCUCCGGCGUCUCUCACUGUCGUUACUCCACUGUCUUCUUCGCCGACCAAAAAAGAAAAAAAAAGAAACCGAUCGUUUCGAAUGGUCGGAAUCCUGUUACCGUUUGGCGCCCAUUUGGUGAAAUAAGGCUUCUGCAAGGAGAGAACCGCGCAAAUUUCCCGUUUCUCUCUUUCAAAUUUGCAAUUGGUAGACAACUCCCUGCCUGUUUCACAGAACCUCUUUCCCUCAACACAGUUCAUGGCGAUGCUUUUUCUUUGUGAAUUUCUAUGAACUGAACUUCGCUCACGUUCGAGUUUUCGGAGAAAAAAAAGAAUUAAUUCUGUUUUCAGCUCUGGUUCCGGUGGUGUUCAAAUGGCAAACAGUAAGUAUGAGUACGUGAAGCUGUUUGAAGUUGAUGAUGAGGUGAUGCCGCCCAAUCUGAUCGUUGUUCGGGUUGAGGGUCUUGACUUUCCAAGGUUCUCUGAAGUUCAUGGAUUUGUGAAGCCAAAUGACGAAAAGGCUUUAGAAUUGAUGAAUUGUUGUGCAAUGGCCACAAUGGAAAUGUUUUCAGAUGUAGUAUUUUCAUAUGGAUUUAAUGACGAGUACAGUUUUAUCUUUAAGAAGACAUCCAAGUUCUACCAAAGGCGUGCCAGCAAAUUGUAUUCGCUCGUAGUAUCUUUCUUUACCUCAGUAUAUAUAACAAAAUGGCAAGAAGUCUUUCCUCAUAAGCACUUGAUAUUCCCUCCAUCAUUUCGUGCACGUGUAAUAUGCUGUGCUUCUAUAGAAGUUCUUCAAGCAUAUCUUGCAUGGAGACAACAAUUCUGUCAUGUCAAUAACUUGGACAAUACAUGCUUUUGGAAGCUGGUGGAAUGUGGGAAGACAGACAGGGAAGCCCAUGAUUUUCUGAAGGUUACAGAGAAGAAAGAGAAACAUGAGCUGCUUUUUCAAAAGUUCAAUAUUAACUAUGCAAAUCUUGAUGCAAUCUUUCGUCAAGGAUCCUGCAUUUUGACAACAAAGGUUGAAGAUAUUGUGAAGUACCAUGAAGAUGGCACUCCUGUUAAGAGAUUACGGAGAAAGGCGACCGUAAUUCAUUCACCAAAUAUUGCUGGACGAAGAUUUUGGAACGAACAUUCCAUUCUUUUAAAGGAGCUAGGUGCUUUCGCAACUGACAUUGACAAAAUAAAUCCAGAUUACGUUCGGUCAUUCCAAGUUGAGAACAAACUAAUGCCAUCUACAUGGAUAGUGAUAAGAAUAGACGGCUGUCAUUUCCACAGAUUUUCCGAAGUUCACGUGUUUGAAAAGCCAAACGAUGAGCACGCUUUGAACCUUAUGAAUUCAUGUGCAGUGGCUGUGAUGGAGAAACUUCCUGACUUGGUCUUCUCCUAUGGCGUUAGUGAUGAGUACAGCUUUGUUCUGAAGAAGGAUUCUCAAAUUUAUGGACGCCGAGCUAGUGAAUUAGUGUCCAUCAUUGUAUCAUUAUUUUCUUCCCUUUACGUAAUGAAAUGGAGCGAAUUCUUCCCACAUAAAGAGCUGAAGUACCCACCUUCUUUUGAUGGGCGUGCUGUUUGCUAUCCAUCACGUGAGAUCCUUCAGGACUAUCUAGCCUGGAGACAAGUUGAUUGUCACAUAAAUAAUCAGUACAAUACAUGUUUCUGGGAGCUCGUGAAGUCUGGAAAAAGUAAAAGUGAAGCUCAAGCUUACCUCAAGGGUACUCAAGCACCGGAGAAGGAACGCAUGCUUAACUUGCAAUUCAAUAUUUUAUAUAAUGAGUUACCCCUCAUGUUUCGUCAAGGUUCUUCCGCAUUCUGGGAGAAGGAAGAUGUUACAGCAGCGGUGGACAAAAAUCCAGAUGAUUCGGAGAUUUCCAAGAGAAAAGUUGUUGUUGUGCAUUCUAAUAUAAUUGAGCCUAGUUUUUGGGAAGAACAUCCAUGGAUACUAAACUAAGAAUCAUGGCUUAUUUAAGAAAGAUUAUUUCUUUUUGCAAGGAUAA
Cucurbita pepo subsp. pepo (vegetable marrow) is the source of this 2051-nucleotide messenger RNA. Its product is annotated as tRNA(His) guanylyltransferase 1. Gene Ontology annotation, molecular function: magnesium ion binding; tRNA guanylyltransferase activity. The record is from RefSeq and is a predicted model, not a curated record. NCBI's taxonomy places the organism in Eukaryota, Viridiplantae, Streptophyta, Magnoliopsida, Cucurbitales, Cucurbitaceae. Gene Ontology annotation, biological process: tRNA modification.